CACCCUCAGUGUUGAUCGUGUCAUCGAUUGCGGUGGUUUUAAAAACCGUUGGGCGCGAACAGAGACAAACCGCGAUCCAAUCGGCCAUAUGGAAAAACAUAUUCGAGACGGGUAUCCCGAUUUUCCUACAAAAUUUUUGGUGCAUGUGCUGAGUGCAGUCUUACAGAGUGACUUACCGCGUCCUAAGGAAAACAAUUAAUUUUAUCCCGCUGUACGUUCGGUAAUUAUAGGCUGUAAAAAGAGCAUUCAGAGACAGCAGUAACGGCAAUGGCCGGCGUUUUAUUCAUAGUGCAGAUACCUACGGCCAAGUACGAGGUUAUCUUACGCCAGAAAGAAAAGGAAAAAACUAAAUCGAAUUCGGCUGAGGUAACCAAUGAAAAGCGCGACAACAAGGAUGGAACCGAGGAAACUAUACCAUUUCUCACGCCACAACCACGGAAACACGUUCUGACGGAUAAAGACCCGCUUCCCAGUUUCGAUGAUCGAGAACAAAAAGAACCAAAUCUGAAAGAGGGUGGCGACGCUCCACAGCCACCGCCUCCUAGUUUAGUUGUUCCGACCAUCAACCUGCCGGAUGAUGAUGCCUCGAACGAUCCGGAAACACCACAGAAUAAUGAAGAUGAUGUACAGCAAUCGCUUGCGGUACCAUUCGAUCGAACCUCGGCACUGCGGAAGUCCUGGGAAGGGUUCAAAGAUAUCCUGAGUUCGGCCAGAAAGGAUAAGGAAAAGAACUCUCGUGAGGCAGCGGCCGAGAAAUUCAACCUUAAUGCCGACUCGCCGUUGGAAACCGUAAUGAAAGACAUUCUCCAGGAUCAGAAAAUUACCUCCGCCGCCUGGAUCGAAACCAACAGGGGCAAAGGAUAUCAGAUAACAUUUUCUAUGGAAUCCGGCAGUAAAUGUGAUGAUGUUAUCUAUUUGCUCAAUUCUUGGGGUAUUGGAGAGCGGUUCAACUCGACGAUUACGAUUACCUCAUGUACGCUGUUUACUGAACAACCACCGGAGGAUGACAUUGCUUCGGAGGCCAACGGAAGCAAGGAUGGUGGCUGGAACAACUUUCUGUCAUCUGUUCGAGCACGGCUGAACGUAGCACAAAUCGUUGAAGAAGUGAAGCAUGACGCGUCCAUUACCUUUGAUUUUGUCUCCAUGUUGGUAGUCGCAAGCAUCUUAGCAGCGUUCGGAUUGGUUGAGGAUAGUACGUUGUUUUUAAUUGCCAGUAUGCUUAUCUCUCCCUUAAUGGGUCCAAUUAUUGCUGGCAUUUUCGGAACUGUUAUCAAAGAAAGAAGUCUACAACUUAUGGGUCUGAAGAAUGAAAUGAUUGGAAUCUCACUAACCAUAUCGGUUGGCUUUAUUUUUGGGCUGAUCGUGUGCAGCUUAGACGAACGGUACGGCGUGGGUGAAGGAAUUACCAACGAAAUGCUCAGUCGAUGCGAAGUUCACUCAUUGGCAAUAGGAGUGGCGAUCGCAUUACCUUCAGGAGCAGCCGUGGCCAUUGCAAUUUUAGGCGAAAAUAUAGGUUCCCUCGUCGGUGUUGCCAUUUCAGCGUCCCUCUUACCUCCAGCGGUUAACGCGGGUGUUUUAUGGGCGCUCUCAGUAUUGUGUUUAGUACUAGGAUCCACAAGUGAACGAUAUAGCGCUGUUGUGAAGACCAAUAUUUAUUCAGAUAACCAAACCAUUGAACUUUUUACACUUGGAUGCAUGAGUAUGUGCUUAACGCUUCUCAAUGUCGUUUGUAUCUAUCUGAUGGGUGUUAUAUUCCUCAAGAUCAAAGAAGUUGCUCCAAUUGUUCCUCAAGACCAGAAACAGUUCUGGAAGCAUGACAUUAAGAUCGCUAGAGACUACAACAGAACACUGCACUCCACAGACGGAAUGUCCAUGAGCAAGCAGUUAAUUCACGACUUGACCGCUCUGCAUAACCAAGAUCCAGAAAGUCGCGGAUUUGGUUCAGAACUGUUACUCAACACCAUAGGUAGAAAUCAGCACACCUGGUCACCAACACACAAUUACCACCAACGAGAACACAGGCCAUCGAUUCAAGAACUGGAAGCUCUGUAUUUGAGUUUAUCGAAUGGCAACGAAGGGCAAUACCACUACCCCAAUCAUCCUUACAGACCACGCACCUCAAAACCAUGGUCACCACCUCAACAUAGCGAAGACGGUCAACCAUCGUCCCCAACCGGCCAUAAACGCUCGAACCCAAUGGACAUAGGACAUCAUCGGCAUCACCGAUUCACGGAGUCGAUUCGUAGUACAUCGGCGCCGCUAUCCAAAAUACUCGAAAAUGUUGCUCACGAUGUACCACCCAGUAGUAUGCGGCAAGGAGGAGGAGUUUUCGGGGAAGGAACAUCUCGCCGUAAUUCCAUUAUGGGUCGGCCCUUCAAGUAUAGCUUGAAAAAAUCAAACAAGUUCACCGUUACUCCUGCUAACGAUCCUGUCGCUAAAAAGUGA
Wyeomyia smithii (pitcher-plant mosquito) is the source of this 2445-nucleotide messenger RNA. RefSeq lists its product as uncharacterized. The coding region runs from base 268 to 2445 and encodes 725 amino acids. NCBI's taxonomy places the organism in Eukaryota, Metazoa, Arthropoda, Insecta, Diptera, Culicidae. The record is from RefSeq and is a predicted model, not a curated record. The transcript has 10 exons.